ACGGAGUCGGAGACGGAGACGCAGACGCAGCGCCGCGGCCGCCUCAGGCCCGCCGGGGCUCCGCGGGGCGCCGCAGCCCGCCGCAGCCCGCGCCUCGCCGCGGCCCGGCCCCCGAGCGCGCGGCCUGUGCGCGCGGCCUGUGCGGACGGAGGGAGCGGCGGCACCUAGCGUCCUGUCAGGCGGCGGUGCGGCGGACCCACGCCACGAUGAUGCCGAUGAUUUUAACCGUGUUCUUGAGCAACAAUGAACAGAUUUUAACAGAAGUUCCUAUAACACCAGAAACAACUUGUCGAGACAUUGUAGAAUUCUGUAAGGAACCUGGGGAAGGCAGUUGCCAUUUAGCUGAAGUGUGGAGGGGAAAUGAGCGUCCUAUACCCUUCGAACAUAUGAUGUAUGAACACCUUCAGAAGUGGGGGCCACGAAGAGAAGAAGUGAAGUUUUUCCUUCGACAUGAAGAUUCCCCAGCUGAGAGCAGUGAACAAGGUGGCCGGCAGACCCAAGAUCAAAGAAGUCAGAGAAAUGUAGUUAGUGUACCUGGUGAAAAGCACUCUGAGAAUGGGGUUGGGAACCCGCGUGUGGAGCUCACCCUCUCGGAACUUCAAGACAUGGCGGCGCGGCAACAGCAGCAAAUUGAAAGCCAGCAGCAGAUGUUGGUCGCCAAGGAACAGCGCUUACAUUUUCUGAAGCAACAGGAGCGUCGUCAACAGCAGUCUCUUUCUGAAAAUGAAAAGCUCCAGAAGUUGAAAGAACGAGUUGAAGCCCAGGAAAAUAAGCUUAAGAAGAUCCGUGCCAUGAGGGGACAAGUGGACUACAGCAAAAUCAUGAACGGCAACCUGUCUGCUGAAAUAGAAAGGUUCAGCGCCAUGUUCCAGGAGAAGAAGCAGGAGGUGCAGACUGCAAUCCUCAGAGUCGACCAGCUCAGCCAGCAGCUGGAAGACUUAAAGAAAGGAAAACUGAAUGGUUUCCAGUCGCACAACGGCAAGCUGAUGGGGCCGGCCGCCGUGGAACUAAAAAGACUGUACCAGGAGCUGCAGAUUCGCAACCAGCUUAACCAGGAGCAGAAUUCAAAGCUGCAGCAACAGAAGGAGCUCUUGAACAAGCGUAACAUGGAGGUGGCCAUGAUGGACAAGCGGAUCAGCGAGCUCCGGGAGCGCCUGUAUGGGAAGAAAAUCCAGCUGAGCCGUGUAAAUGGCACAUCGUCACCACAGUCACCGUUGAGCACGCCGGGCAGGGUGGCUGCUGUGGGGCCAUAUAUCCAGGUUCCCAGCACUGGCAGCUACCCCAUCCCAGGGGACCCUGUAAAGCCCCAGUCCCUCACCAUCACCUCAGGUGCUUCCCACGGAAGAUCCAAGUCAGUUAGUGACGGGAACUGGCCGACACUGAAGCAGAAUCCGAGUUCUGCCGUGAAGCCAGCCCAGCUGGGCAGUGCGGAGUGGAAGGAUGCGGGGGUGGACGGGCCUGUCAAGCCGGGGACUGUGUCUAGCCAGCCUGUGCCCCUGUCGGCGCUGGGAGCCUCGGAGAAGCUGGGCCACGAGACGGGCAAAGCACCACCCCCCGUGCCUGGGCUGGGCAAGCCGCCGCCCCCGAGCUACGGCACGUACCCGAGUGCUGCGCCUAUGGGCCCAGGGGCCACCAACUCUCUGGAGAGGAGGAAGGAGGGCAGCCUGCCCAGGCCUGGCACAGGGCCCUCUGGUCGGCAGAAACCUGCUCCCCCGCCGCCCGCGCCCCCACCCGGCUCUUCGCAGCAGAUCCAGCAGAGGAUCUCCGUGCCUCCAAGUCCCACGUAUCCGCCAGCCGGGCCGCCGGCCUUCCCAGCUGGGGAUGGCAAGCCUGAGCCGCCCCUGACAGUGGCCAUCCGGCCCUUCCUGGCUGAGAAGGGGUCCAGGCCGCAGUCCCCCCGGAAAGGGCCCCAGACCGUGAAUUCAAGCUCCAUCUACUCUGUGUACCUGCAGCAAGCCGCACCGCCCCGCAGCUACCAGCCCCCGGCGCACAGCGCCAAGUCCGUCAAAGCAGUGUACGGCAAGCCCGUGCUCCCGUCCGGCUCUGCGUCCCCGUCCCCGCUGCCGUUCCUGCAGGCCGCCGUCUGUGCGCAGCCGCCCCCAGAGGGCUCGGAGAGAGAGCCCGAGCCUGAUGGUCCAGCUCUGCCCGGCGAGGGCGGCUCAGGACCCGUGGAGAGCCUGGCGCGGCCGCUCAGCCCCACCAAGCUCACCCCCAUGGUGCACUCGCCCCUGCGCUACCAGAGCGAUGCUGACCUGGAGGCCCUGCGCCGCAAGCUGGCCAACGCGCCGCGGCCUCUCAAGAAGCGGGGCUCCAUCACCGAGCCCGAGGGCCCCGGCGGGCCCCACAUCCAGAAGUUGCUGUACCAGCGCUUCAACACACUGGUGGGCGGCAUGGAGGGCGCCCCGUUCUACCAGCCCGGCCCCGCUCAGGACCUCAUGGGAGCCCUGGCCGACAUGGACAAUGGCAACCUGGGGGAGGCUGGCCCGAGGCCCCCGGAGCCCGCCCCCGCCUCUGAUGCCAACGACAACCAGCUGCCCUCCCCAGCGUCUGCCCCGCCUGGCUGUCCCCCCACUGUGCCCCCCACGGCUGAGCCCGAAGAGGAUGACAACAACAACGUGGCCGCCGCUGCCUCCCCUGCCGAGCAGGCACCCAGCCCUGCGGGCGACGCCCCUGCCCCCGCCGAGGACCCACUCCCUCUCGAGGCUCCCCCUGAGACGCCAGCACCCACGGCCUCUACGGGCAAGAGGACCAACCUGAAGAAGCCCAACUCGGAGCGCACGGGGCAUGGGCUGCGGGUGCGCUUCAACCCGCUGGCCCUGCUGCUGGACGCCUCUCUGGAGGGCGAGUUCGACCUGGUGCAGAGGAUCAUCUACGAGGUGGAAGACCCCAGCAAGCCCAACGACGAGGGCAUCACCCCGCUGCACAACGCCGUGUGCGCCGGCCACCACCACAUCGUCAAGUUCCUGCUGGACUUCGGGGUCAAUGUGAACGCCGCCGACAGUGACGGCUGGACGCCUCUGCACUGCGCCGCCUCCUGCAACAGCGUGCACCUCUGCAAGCAGCUGGUGGAGAGCGGCGCCGCCAUCUUCGCCUCCACCAUCAGCGACAUCGAGACGGCGGCCGACAAGUGUGAGGAGAUGGAGGAGGGCUACCUGCAGUGCUCCCAGUUCCUCUACGGGGUGCAGGAGAAGCUGGGUGUCAUGAACAAGGGCCUGGUGUACGCCCUGUGGGCCUACGAGGCCCAGAACAGUGACGAGCUGUCCUUCCACGAGGGUGACGCCCUCACCAUCCUGAGGCGCAAGGACGAGAGCGAGACGGAGUGGUGGUGGGCGCGGCUUGGGGAGCGUGAGGGCUACGUGCCCAAGAACCUGCUAGGGCUGUUCCCUCGGAUCAAACCCCGCCAGCGCACGCUUGCCUGAGUGGCCCUGAGCUGCGGGACGAGAGCUGGCGGAGCUCCCAGAGGACAGGUCUGGCCAGUUACCGUGACUCAAAUAAACACCCAGCUUUCCAAACCAGCGCCCUGGCCUGAAUCCCUACGGGUCUCCAGCGCCUCAGCAGAGCUGGUGGGGUGGGGCUGUGAUCCCCAGAAUCCACCAGCUGCCCGCACGCCCCCAUUACCAGAGGAUCCCGGGUGGCAACUUCAGGCAGCGGUCCGGGGCCCACGCCCAGGUAUGCAAGGGCAGUCGGUCCUGUUCCUCCGGGCCAGAGGGAGGGCAGAGCUGUAGUUUGAAAAUAGGUUUAAUCGUGAGCUUUAUAUACAAAUUAUUGUACAGUUCUCUUAAUAAAGUGAAGUUGUGAGUGAGAAUACAAAA
This is a messenger RNA of Erinaceus europaeus (western European hedgehog), 3812 nucleotides long. It is a transcript of the gene PPP1R13B, whose product is annotated as protein phosphatase 1 regulatory subunit 13B. Bases 207 to 3419 code for a protein of 1070 amino acids. Gene Ontology annotation, molecular function: p53 binding; transcription factor binding. The record is from RefSeq and is a predicted model, not a curated record. The transcript has 17 exons. NCBI's taxonomy places the organism in Eukaryota, Metazoa, Chordata, Mammalia, Eulipotyphla, Erinaceidae. Gene Ontology annotation, cellular component: nucleus. Gene Ontology annotation, biological process: negative regulation of cell cycle; apoptotic process; regulation of apoptotic process.